UUCUUCUGUAUGGAAUGACUGCAGAAAAUGACUGGAAGGAGAAGAGAACUCAUUUUACAGUGAAACAAACAUCCAGCAGGGGGCGGUAAAGGCACUGCGGCGUUGAGGAGAAACAGCAAACUCCAUCAGAGAAGAACAGCGUCAGACAUGGCGGCUGUCUCAGGACAUAAUGGAAAGUGUGAUUCUGAUGCGGAUCUCCUCCUACACCCCGAGUUACUGUCGAGAGAUUUCCUGCAGCUUCUUUUAGACGAGAGAAAAAUCUGCACCAGAGACUGUCGAAACAGGGACCAACUCACUGAGCUGUACCUCCGGAACGUCAUGCCGCUGCCGCAGAGGAGUUUACCCAACAACCGCUGGGGACGGAGGAUGGAGAGGAGCCGAGGACGACGGACUUCUGCCGGACAAAAGUUAGAGAGCUCCAGGAAUGACCAGAGCCGGAAAAGACCUCUAAUCGUGUUUGACGGGAGCUCCUCGAACUCCGGCCCUUUAAAAGUGAAGAAACCCGAGGGAGCGACAUCGUCAGGAGCAGCAGACCGAUUAAAGCCUCCUCCAGCUGCUAAUCUGACCAACCCCAUUCGGAAACUCUCCUCCAGCUCGAUGAUGUCAUCUUCUUCGUCGCUGCAUCGCAGUACAGUCUCGACAAACCUCAAACAAGAAGGAAACACUUCGGAGGCGCUAAAAUCUCCAGAAGUGAAGAAAAAGAUCCCGCGUGUGACGUGGCCCUGACCUCUGCCCUCUCAGGACGGAAGCUCAGACUUUUCCCUCUCCUCUUCCUCCUCUGACCUCUCAGAGAUCACCAGCUCGUCACAGUUUGCCACAUAGGAGUCCCUUUAAACGUGUGUGAAAGGCCAGCAUGACUGCAGUUUUUUUUUUUUUUUAAACACGGUAAAUGCAGCCUUAAAUUCACUAUCAUCUCAUUAUUGAUUCAACAAAAGCAUUUUUUGUGGAAAACAAAGAACCUCCUGAAGGUGGAAUCAUGAUGUGAGUUUUUGAAACAUUUAUUUAUUUUUUAUUGAACGACUGUUAGGACAGGAAAAAUUAUUUUUCUUAAUACUGUGAACAGCAGACAACAUCAUAUCAAAACUACAGUAACAACUGAAAGGCGAACCAUAUGUUUACCGUAGAAAGUAAGAUCUGUUGUUGCUAUGAGCAACCAUUGAGGAACUGAAGGGAGUUGAUGCAAAAUCCAUCAGAUCCAGUCGGUCCAAACCCUUAAGUCCCUUUUUGUGCGACAUACAGUGAAGGAAAUAAGUAUUUGAUCACUUGCUGAUUUUGUAGGUUUGCCCACCUAUAAAGAAAUAGACAGUCUAUCAUCCUAAUGGUGGGUUCAUUUGAACUAUGAGAGAUAGAAAAUCAAGAAUUUAUUUACAUUUCAUUAAGAGAAAUAAAUAUUUGAUCUAGUAACCAUAAAAAGUUCUGAUUCCCACAGAUCAGUUAGACUCUCCUCAUCAACUUGUCACCUGAACUGAAGACACCCGUUUGAUCUUAUCACCUGCAGAAAAGACAUCUGUCCACAGAAUCAGUCAAACUCUCCAACUUUCAGUGGAUUUAAGAUUGUAGACCAGAAUGGACUACAAAACCAUCAGCAACAAGCUGGGGGUUAAAGGUCACAACUGUUGGUGCGAAAAUCCAAGAACAUGACUAUCAAUGGAUCUGUAGAUAUUGAGAUCUAAAGCAGAUCUGACCUGAUGGGGUUUCCAUGAUCAUGACAGCAGUGAGAAAUAGACUCUAAAACAAAACGGCAGGAGUUAGUUGAUGUUCUAAAAUCAGCUGGAACCACAGUCACCAAGAAAACCGUUGGUGAUACUUUCCACCACUCUGGUUUAACAUCUUUGAGUACUGCAAAAGAACCUUCGCCUAAGGAGUUUGCUAACAAACGCGAUUGGAAGAAGGUUCUGUGGCAUCAACUCAAUCCAUUGUGUUUGGAGGAAGAAAAAUGCCUCGAAAACACCAUCCUCACUGUCAAGCAUGGAGGUGGAAACAUUAUGAUUUGGGGGUGUUUUUCUGCAGAGUGGAUGAGAGGAUGGGUGGAGCCAUGUACCGUCCAAUCCUGAGUGAGAACCUCCUUCCCUCCACCAGGAGGCUUAAAACAUGUCACAGAUGGUCUUCCAACAGGAUAAUGACCCAAAACAUACAGACAAGAAAUCCAACGAAUGACUGAAGAAGAAGCAGAUCAAGGUCACGGAGUGAUCCAGCCAGUCUCUGGACCUCAAUCCUAUAGAAAACCUACAGAGAGUUGCUAAGAGACAAAUCUAAAGGAUUAAGAAGUCAUUUGUAGAGAAGAGUGGUACAGAAUUCCUCCUGAUAUGUGCAGAAACAUCUGACCUUUUAUGUUUUUGCCAAAAAAUAGUAAGUCUUUCUGGCAAGAGGUUUCAAAUAUUAUCUGUCAAUGAAAUGUAUAUAAACUUUUUUAAGUGGAUUUUUUUUUUUUAAAUAUCCUUUGAUAUUUUCUAUCUGUUCAAAUAAAUCUACCAUUAGAAUGAAAGACAAUUAAUUUCUGUUUAAGUAGGCAAACCUGCAAAUCCAUCAAAGGAUCAAAUACUUUCUCUCCUGUAGCCCCCCAUCUUUUCACACCCACUUUAGUGUUUAAAAACCAGACAACCCAGGUUCAAACUUGUGUGAUUCAAAUUUAGGGCUGUGCAAGACACCAACAAAAAUCUUGCGCUCCUGGUUUCACUUUACAUCGAGGUCUACGUUGUGUUCAGCCUCUGAGCUGACCCGGCCGGCUGCUGCUCAUGAGGUCGCUGAAGUCACGAGCUCCCAUGUUGCUGUCCACCAUCGUCAAGUGUCCUUGUUGGCAACACAAUCAACAUCUCUGUUCACUUCAGGAAAACAGUUGUGUUGUACGGAACAAAAAAAAACAAUCUGGUUACUGAAGUGAGCGUGAAAAAAAGUUGUUUUUCAGUGUAACUUGAUUACACAGACUUCCAUCAUCAUUGGAAAACUCUGUAAACUGAAUCUUUUUAACUGAUGUUAUUGGAGUAUAUUCAUCAUUUUUUGUCAUCCACACCACAAAAUUGUGUAUUUUACACAAAAUGUUGUGGUUUUUUUAUGAUGCAUAGUUUGAUGUUUGUACUGGAUUUUAUUUUUGAAACAGGAAGUAGAAAAACUUUCAUUCAAACAAAGGAAUACAGUGAAAGAAAUUAGUUAUUUUGGAGUAUAUUUAUUGCUUUGUGUAAAUACAGUUGAUAUUUCUGAUGUACAGUUUUUGUUUUGUUUAAAAAAAUAUGCAUAGAAUUACCUGAAUUGGUUUCAUGUGUGACUUUUUAAAAUAAAUUGAAUUCAAUAACA
This is a messenger RNA of Oryzias melastigma (Indian medaka), 3291 nucleotides long. It is a transcript of the gene tslig2, whose product is annotated as linkage group 21 C2orf49 homolog. The record is from RefSeq and is a predicted model, not a curated record. Bases 148 to 726 code for a protein of 192 amino acids. Gene Ontology annotation, biological process: embryonic morphogenesis. The transcript has 4 exons. Gene Ontology annotation, cellular component: tRNA-splicing ligase complex. NCBI's taxonomy places the organism in Eukaryota, Metazoa, Chordata, Actinopteri, Beloniformes, Adrianichthyidae.